Molecule: messenger RNA, 796 nt
Organism: Thecamonas trahens ATCC 50062
Lineage: Eukaryota; Apusomonadida; Apusomonadidae
Product: flagellar associated protein
Exons: 1
Coding region: 1-759 (252 amino acids)
Molecular function (GO): corrinoid adenosyltransferase activity
Source: RefSeq, a predicted model, not a curated record
AUGCUGCGGGCUGCGAUGCGCUUGGUGCAACGUGGGGGCGUGGUGGGUGUGGGCGCUGCGGGCGCGAGUGGCAGCAGCUGCAUUGGCGUGGCCAGUAGCGCGGGGCGGCGGUGGGUGGCGACGACGGGAGGAGCGGAGCAGGAAGAGGGCGAGGGCGAGGGCGAGGGCGGGAGCGGCCGGCCGCGGAUCAAGGUCUACACCAAGACGGGGGACAAGGGCAAAUCGUCGCUGUUUACCGGCGAGCGGCGGGCCAAGGAUGAUCCGGUGUUCAAGGCGCUUGGUGCGGUGGACGAGCUGUCUGCUGUUCUGUCGUGUGCACGCGAGGCCGAGUACGGUAUGGCCAUCGAGCUCUCGCAGCAGAUCAUUGAGAUCCAGUCGCGGCUCAUCGACAUCGGGUCGAACAUUGCCACUCCGGCGCGGUCGGCCAACGAGGCGCGGCUGCGGCGGACGUCGUUUGGCGAGACGCACGCUGAGCAGCUCGAGGCCUGGAUCGAUGCCAUGGACGACCAGCUCCCGCAGCUACGCAACUUUAUCCUCCCGUCGGGUGGCAUGUCAGCUUCGUUUCUGCAUCUCGCCCGCGCCGUCGCCCGCCGGGCCGAGCGGCACGUCGUCCCGCUCAUCCGCGCCGGCGAGUGCGAGCCCAACGUCGGUGUCUACAUCAACCGCCUCUCCGACUACCUGUUUCAGGCCGCUCGCGUCGUCGCCAUGCGCGAGGGCAAGUCCGAGAUGGUGUACAAGAAGCCCAAGUCCGACGAUUGAUGGGAGGCACAGGGUAAAGGCCGGCCAAGUCGUGUGA